CCCGGUACGCUAAACGAACGAUAAACGCGAAAACCGAGAGGAUCGCGUCCUCAUCUCGCGACAAGUGCUAAUUUACCUGUAUAGAUGUAUAUAUACAUAGACACAAACGGUGCGUAUAAUCUCUCGCCGCGCGCUCUCCUUCGGGCAUCGAGCAACGAAAGUGCCAAGUGCGGCAAAAGCCGCGUCGGGUGUCCGCAUAGCGGCUGCCGCGAGAAAGAGACAGAAACAAGCCGGACGAACGUAUAGGAUCGAACGGCGGUCCAUGAUAUCGUUAUCCUGACGCGAGAGACAAGAGGAGAGUACAGCCAAGAAGAGACAUUACACACCGGGAUAACGAAGGCUUCCAGCCGAAGUUGAGGGAAAACAAGUGGAAUAAACCAUAUAAAUCAGCAGCAGCAGCAGCAGGAACCGCCGGCGCCGUGGGAAAAGCAAGCCGCUUGGAUGUUGGUGCGGCGGUGCGGCGGCGCAGCGGCGAGGAGGCUUCGCGGAGGUGGCGGCGGCGGCCGGGCCUCCUUGUCAUGUCAGCGGGCGGCGGGCCGCGUCUGCUGAACGGCGCUACGCCGGAGACGAGGCGGCGCCAGAAGCUUGCCGUCGACGAGGAUCAUCGUCAGGAUAACUGCAGCAACGACGACGAGCAGCAACUGGCCAACGCUAUUGGUAAGGUCAGCGAGGAGGAGGUGUCCAGAGGUGGAGUUGUCACCUACAACAUGGUGGCGGCGAUGAACGAGCACCUGUCGUCAUCGUCGGCGACGAACAGCGUACGUUCGACGACGACAGGCACAGUCAAAGACAAGAUAAAGGACCACAAUAAAGAUAAAGAGAAGAGCGGAGCAGCUGCUGAGGAUAGCAGCAAAGUUGUUGGUAUACUGGGUUUCCCCUGUGAUUUUGAUCACAUGUAUGCCAGUAUGACUGAUGGUGGAGCCCCGGCAACUGGCACUUCAGCACUAGGUGUCAGUCCUCUGAGAGGGAACGAAGCCAGACAAAAUGAUCUCACAGAGGUCAAACAUCUGAAGGAACUAUUACUCCUGCAUUUGGAUCUAAUUCAACAACAGUCCGAGCAAAUUGUAACUAAGGACAAGCUUCUGGCUGCUCUAAGGCAGGAAAAUGAAACGCUUAAACUGCGACUGGAGCGCAUGGACAGACGAGUGAACCUCCAGAAAAUGCGAUCAGAGAAUGCCGAAAAUGCAGUAGAUAACAUUGGACCCUGUUCACCGCCGAGCUUAAACGCAUCCUCAAACAGUCUUCCGUCGACAAGCGAGACUCACAAGAACGCGCAAUCCGAUUCUCACAGCCCGCAGUACAGCGAAAGCUUUAAAAUAAGGCUAAAUACCACUGGUGGUAUAACAACACUGAAACAAGAAUCGCCUGAAAAACAGGAAUUUAAACAAGAAAACAUGGGAGAAUCUUGGGAGAACAAGAAUAAAAAACGGAAGUCGGAUCCGACGGCUGUGACCAAUAGCGCCAAACGAAAAAGAGGCGUCUCCAGCUCGUCGACGAUAAGCAACGAUGCUUCUUCGACUGCACCGGAAAGUCUUGGUGGCAAAGGUCCCAGUCACGAGAGUUUAAAAAAGUCAGAGAAGAAAGGGAAAUCAUUGAUAAAAAGAGAGUGCUUUCUGACGACAGAAGAGCACUAUUACACAGCUGUAGGAGAGGCAAAUUAUGCACUUGCCCUUAAGGAUCGUUCAUCGCCGGAAGCUAACAGUAAAUCCUUGGAAGUUCCUAACUGGAGGGUAAAAGUCUACACUAGCUGUUACACAAUGGAAGGCACUGAAAACUUGGACGAUGAGAUUUUCAACAAGAGGCAUUUAAAACUUGAAAACGACGAGAGAAGACGGAAGCGCUGGGAUGUACAAAGGAUAAGGGAACAGAGACACAUUGAGAAGUUAAAAUCGAGACAAGAAAGGCAGAGUCAUCAUGCCACUUGCUACAACACGAAUCACACUGGGCCGUGUCCUUCCGCGCCGGAAGAAGAGAGUGUUACAACGAUGUGGCCAGAAGUUGAUCAAAUACAAAGCAUUCAAGUAGAUACUCAAUUGCCCAUUUCUGCAUUUGGAGCUUCUGUUCCUAGUUUUUCCCCAAGUGAGUUCUCUUUACCUUGGCUGAUCAAUUCGAAAUUGAAGGUUCGACGGCCCAAACGAUCAAGCAGCAGAAGAAGAAAAUCGUCCAGAAGAUAAAAAUGUUUUCGAGCAUCAAGUGCAAAGGUGAUUUUAAUUCAUAAAAAAAAAAAACAAUUUUAAUUGCCGUCAACGGUUUGUGCGGUGUCGAUCGCAUUUGACUUUUUAAUUAUCCCGAGUGCGUUAUUCCCGCUGUGUAUCAUAGGGCACCAAAGAUAUCCUUGUUAUUUUUAAUUUUUAUGAUUCUUUUUAAGAAACUUUUUUCAAUCAAUCGUCAGGAACAACCAUUUAUUUUGAUUUCCUUUAAAACUUCAUUGCGAUGCGACGAAUGUAUUUACAAGUCAGCGAAGUAAUGAGCUGAUUCUUUUUAAUAUUUCGUACCUGUAACCGGCGUCACGUUAUUUUUUGUUUUUUUUUUAUUCCAGGGAGUAUUUCGUAUGCGAAUAUAUACUUUAUAAGAUUUGAUAAAUUAUUGUCAGAUACUAAUGAAUUCUAUACAUUUAUUAUAAACGAACAAAAUGUGUCCUAUUAUAUUGAACGUUACUUUGGAGAAGAAAAGGAACAUUUGUAUAAAAUGUAGAGAUACUAAAAUGUACUGUGUAGUGUCCGUUGACAAAUCUUUGUAAAUUUUUCUCCGUGUAGGGGAGAAAGCGCCAUUAAUCGUCACAAGAAAAAUAGAAACGAAAUAUGCAUUAAGGAGGCCUAUGUUCAAUCAGCAAAUAUUGUAUUUAUAUUUUUUUUAAAGACAUCUAUAAAGUGUCACUGUAGCUCAGCUUCAUAAUCCUGAAUCAUGUUUGUGAAUUCAAGACAUCUUUAGAUUCAUCUUUCAUCUCAUAUUCUUUUUGUACUGUUGAUAUAUGUACUCUUUUAUUAUUUUUUCGAAUUAUAUGCCUAUAAGUUGAGAACUGAGUAUAAUUAUUAUUUUCUAUUAUCAGCAUCACAGUUACUUAAAGAUUGCAUCAAGCUACGUAUUUUUUUUCGGCAUAUAGAGGAGAGAAAGAAAAGGAAGCGAAUGUGAAAUCCCUUUGUAUGUUGUGCUUGAACUUGGGUAUUACCACGUGGUACGACUUUACUGUAGUAGAGCCAUAAGAGUUACAAAACAAACAAGCGUGGGCCUUCCAAGCUCUAGUUAAGAGUGAAAAAAUAUGAUAGUAUAUAAUAAUUCAGUUAGACAGGAUGCUGUGAUGUUACUGUCAGGUUUCGAGUAUAUGUGAGCAUAUUAUUUUCUACGAGCGAUGUAUCAUUUAGUGAUGAUUCGUUUAUUUAAACAGGGAGAUCAGUGUUGAGUGUAAUGUCUGCAGCGAAAGGAACUAUCAAAAGUGUGAUGUCUUACCUUAUCGUCGGAACUCAUGACAUUCUUAAUUCUUUUUUUAUAUUAUUACUUCUUUGGGCGGACUGUAGCUAGUAUCUAUGUGUCUAUACAAAACCUCAAGUAACUGGUAUAAUUACUGUGUAAUUGACCGUCCGUUGGAGCGAUUGGAAAAAAGAAAACCUUUAUUGAUGAGAGAGGCCUUGUGUACGAUACUUGUAUGAUUUUUUUUACCAUUGAAAAGCUUCUGAUUUUUCAAUUUACGCGUUGUUGCAUCUGCUUUAUGUAGAAACGGCGAAAUAUCUUUUUCCGCAAUCAUAUGCAUAUUUCAGUCCACCCUUGCAAAGGAAACUGUCACUCAUGUAGCAAGCGCCGUGGAUGCAAGACGUCUUACUCUUUUUUUAGACAUUGGCAUUUUCACUUUAAUUUCAGAUCUGCCUUACUUAUUGUACUAUGUAUAUAUUUCUGAUUAUAUUCUAGAAAUAAAAAAAAAAUGUAUAUGCGAAGAAAA
Molecule: messenger RNA, 3934 nt
Organism: Nasonia vitripennis (jewel wasp)
Lineage: Eukaryota; Metazoa; Arthropoda; Insecta; Hymenoptera; Pteromalidae
Product: male-specific lethal 1 homolog
Exons: 7
Coding region: 519-2174 (551 amino acids)
Cellular component (GO): MSL complex
Source: RefSeq, a predicted model, not a curated record